This is a messenger RNA of Podospora pseudocomata, 1098 nucleotides long. Its product is annotated as putative secondary metabolism biosynthetic enzyme. Gene Ontology annotation, molecular function: oxidoreductase activity, acting on NAD(P)H. Lineage: Eukaryota; Fungi; Ascomycota; Sordariomycetes; Sordariales; Podosporaceae. The coding region runs from base 1 to 1098 and encodes 365 amino acids. The transcript is spliced from 3 exons. The record is from RefSeq and is a predicted model, not a curated record.
AUGCCCUCGUUGAACGCAGAGCUCUCCCUGCCAAGGACACAGACAGCGAUUAUUGCUCAGGGACCUGGGAAACUCGCCAUUCAGCACGAUGUCGCAGUGCCGACGCUCGCACCCGACAUGGCAAUCGGUUUGUUUACCCUCGUCGCCUCCUCUCCCAUACCCACCAUGCUCGAUUACAGCCCAGCUCAGGGAGCUAUUCAUGGUUAUGACUUUGCAGGCACCAUUGUUGCCCUCGGGAAAGACGCUCCUGCGCAUCUCUCAGUCGGGGAUAGGGUCGCCGGCAUGGUUUUUGGCGGCAAUUCAAACGUCAAAACCAUUGGGGGGUUCUCUCAAUACGUGGGAGCAAUGGCGGAUCUUCUACUCAGACUUCCCGACGACAUGAGCUUCGAGGAGGGUGCUAGCUUGGGAACCGGUGUUGCCACCGCAACGCUAUCGUUGUUUGACAGACUUCGUGUACCUGCCACUCUGGACGACCUCCGCAGAGGUGAGCCAAAGCAAGGAGAAUUUGUUCUUGUUGCUGGAGGCAGCACGGCGUCUGGAACCAGAGCCAUUCAACUUCUGAAGAAUGCGGGCCUCAGACCAAUCGCAUCAUGCUCCCCUUCCAACUUUGCCCUUGUUGAGCGGUUCGGUGCCGAAAAGGUCUUUGACUACCACUCCCCAACAUGUGCUCAAGAGAUCCGCGAGUACACCCGCAACGAGCUCGAGUAUGCUCUCGACUGCGUCUCACAGGCCGACACUACCAAGCUUUGCUUCGAAUCAAUCGGGCGUGCUGGCGGUCGCUAUGUUUCUCUUGAACCGUUCAGAGAUACUGUAGCGCAGACGCGGGCUCUGACGAUUGAGCCGUCGUGGGUGAUGGUUCUCAGCAUCUUCGGAAUCAAGGUGGGUUUGGAGGGUGAAUACGGACGAGAGGCAACUCCGGAGGAUAGAAGGUUUGGCGCUCAGGCAUUCGCUGCUGUGCAAAGCUUACUGGACGGGGGUAAGAUUCAAGCUCAUCCAAUCAAGGUGAUGCCCGGUGGGUGGGAGGGGGUCAUGAAGGGAGUUGAUAUCAUCCGGAGUCAAUCGUUGUCAGGUCAGAAAAUGGUGUAUUCUGUGGUGUGA